Onthophagus taurus is the source of this 7135-nucleotide messenger RNA. Its product is annotated as sortilin-related receptor. Gene Ontology annotation, molecular function: protein binding. The record is from RefSeq and is a predicted model, not a curated record. NCBI's taxonomy places the organism in Eukaryota, Metazoa, Arthropoda, Insecta, Coleoptera, Scarabaeidae. Gene Ontology annotation, biological process: post-Golgi vesicle-mediated transport. Gene Ontology annotation, cellular component: Golgi apparatus; membrane.
UCGUAGAGGCAGUCAGUCGGUCUCUGUACGUGAAUGGAAUGUCGUUGUACAAAUUGACUUAAUUUUGGAUAAAUUAAAAGUCGUCGCUUGGUUUCUAAGAAAUAAACAACAAAAACAGUAAACGUUGUAAUCGUUAAAAGGCAAUCGCCGGCGUAGUGUCAUCAAACAUGGUGUUCCGGUUAUUGCUUUGCGUGUCUCUUUUCCUAGCGAAUUUCCUGGCAUCGGGUCAGGUGGUGAUAGAAGAAUCAGAACAUCCACGAUUUAUACUUCCGGAGAAUUGGAAUGACCCAGAUGAUUCCUUGUUUCGAUCGGCGGUAUCGCAUAUCGGCGACGAAUUACGAAAAAAACGAGAUGUUACGACGCCCCGAAGCCCUACCAACAAUAAUAUUAUCACUAACAGUUCUAUCACGGUGCACCAUCUAAACGACACCCAUAAACAAUUAAUGGUUCACUGGGUUGGCGAAGGUAGCAACGUGAUAAUUUGUUUAGCAAGAAAUCCGAUUCUUUCGUCUAUGAGUCAAUCAGCGAAUCCAUCGACAGUUUUUAUUUCUUAUGACUACGGGGAUACCUUCGUUAAUAAAACUGACUUAUUUAAAUUAAACAAUUUGCCAAAUGGAAAUUAUUCCAACGUUGAAAAGUUUUAUAAUCAUCCAAACUACAAGACGCACUUUGUAUUUUCUGACACCAAAAACAAAUACAUCUUCGUAACUACAAAUUAUGGAAAAACUAUAACUCCAAUUAAGUUGGAGUUUACGCCAAGUGAAGUUCAAUUUAGAGAAAUGCAUUCGAAUGAUAUUUUGAUUUUAGAUAAAACGAGUCCGGAUAGAACAUUGUGGUACUCUUCAAAUUUCGGCCGAACUUUCGAUAUUUUAGAACAACACGUAAAAUCUUUUACUUGGACAAAUAAUAAAAAUUAUUUAAUCCUCCAACGAACGCUUCCAUCAAAUUUAUCGUCGAUUAUGUAUACGAAAAUGUCGCCGUUAAGUCGACAACAUCUUCAACUUUUCGCUAAAGAUGUUGUUGAUAUGUUUGUUAAGGACGAUUACGUUUUUUACGUGAAAAAAUCAACUUCUGACGAUUUUGAUUUAUUUGUUUCUUAUAAUUUUGAUUCACCGAGGCAGUGCAUUUUCGAUACAGAAUUAAAACGAAAAUCUUACCAAGUCGUUGAUGUCACGAACGAUCGAGUUUUCGUUUCGAUCAGCCACACAGAAAUGAUUUCCCAUUUAUACGUUUCCGAUAAUUUAAAUGUUGAAAAAAAUUCCCAAACAAACGUUAAAUUAACGUUGUCUUUAGAAAAUGUUUUGGCGUACUUUCAUAAUUCAUGGCCAGAUUCUUGGUUGCAAUUCUUUUUUAGACAUAUAGCUGAAGAAGCUUUUACAGACAUUUACAAAGUUGAAGGGAUGACAGGGAUUUAUAUAGCAUCGCAAAUCGCUUAUACGCCAAGAAACCAAUAUAAUUUAGGUCCGGAAAAUCUUGUUACGAAAAUUACUUUCGAUCAUGGAGCAUCGUGGAGAUUGAUCAGAUCACCAGAACACGAUAACGAGGGACAAAUUAUUUCUUGCGAUCAAGGCAACAACUGUUCUUUACAUCUUACACAACGUUUCAAUCAACUUUAUCCUGAUACAAGAACUUUAAGUAUUUUAAGCAGUAAAUCUGCUCCGGGAAUUUUGGUUGCUACAGGAGUUAUCGGUAAAAGUUUAAAGGGUCAUUUUGGAGUAUAUAUAAGUACGGAUGCUGGAUUAACGUGGCGUCAAUCAUUAAAAGAUCUUCACUUUUUCAACAUGGGUGAUCACGGAGGUUUGUUAACCGCCGUUAAAUAUUAUAAAACUCGUCAUGAUACAAACAGUUUGUUGUAUUCCACUGAUAUGGGUGAGAAAUGGGAGGAAAAAGAAUUCGAUAAGGAAUCGAUUCGUUUAUAUGGGUUGAUGACCGAACCGGGAGCGAAUACUACCGUUUUUACUUUAUUUGGAUCGAAAGUAGAGCAGCAUCAAUGGAUUAUUGUAAAAAUUGAUUUGAAAAAUGUUUUUAAAUAUAAUUGUACGGAUCUUGAUUAUAAAACUUGGUCUCCGAGUGUAAGCGUUGACGGUCGACGACUUAUUCCGUGCCCUUUGGGUAAACAACAAACAUACAAAAGACGAAUUCCUCACGCUGAAUGCUACAUUGGUACAAAUUAUGAUAUGCCAAUAUCUGAAGAACCUUGCGCUUGCACAGCUACUGAUUAUGAAUGCGAUUUUGGUUUUAUGCAGGAUGAAAGUCACGGUCAUUGCAUAAGAAAUAAAAGCUCGAAGUUUGAUCCAUAUGAAAUUCCCGAAAUGUGCCAACCCGGACAAAUGUAUAACAGGACGAAAGGAUAUAGAAAGAUUUCCGGCGAUGUUUGUUCAAAGGGUUAUUACGAUUUUUACGCCCCCGAUGUUAUUCCAUGCCCUUUCAAAGAAAUUCCAACAUUUUUAUUGAUAGCUCAAAGAGAUCGAAUAAUUCGUUUGAAUCCUGUUACCCGUCAAAAAGAAGAUCUUCCUGUCGCAGAUUUCCGAAACGUAAUAGCCAUCGAUUUUGAUAUGAAAAAUAAUUGCGUUUUUUGGGCCGAUAUUAUUAAAGACCAUAUUGGAAGGCAAUGUUUAGAUGGAAAAUCGCCAAAUGAAAUUUUGAUCAAUUCGAAUUUAUCGUCGGUUGAAGGAAUGUCUUACGAUUGGAUAUCGAAAAAUUUAUAUUUUGUUGAUGGAAGAGAUGCAAAAAUUGAAUUAAUUCGCGUCGAUGUUCCACAACCAAGACAUUAUCGACGAACAAUUUUAACACCACCAAUUUUAAAGAAACCUAGAGGUAUAAUCGUUCAUCCAAUCGCCGAGUUCUUAUUUUGGACAGAUUGGGCAUCACAUCCCUCGAUUUCAAAAGCUAAUUUAAACGGUACGAAUGUAACCCAACUUUUUAAAUCACCAGUAAUCGAAUGGCCAAAUGGAAUCACCAUCGAUUACAUCGCCGAAAGAAUUUAUUGGGUUGACGCUAAAUUAGAUUACAUUGGAAGUUCUGAUUUUUAUGGAAACAAAUUUAAUAAAGUCCUCCAUGAUUCUAUAUAUGUAAUGCAUCCAUUUUCCGUCGCUGUGUUUAAAGAUACGAUGUAUUGGGAUGAUUGGAAGAGAAAUUCGAUUUUUAGCGCCGAUAAAGAUCAUGGAAUCGGUAUUGAUACUUUAGCAAACGAAAUCCACGGUUUAAUGGAAAUGAAAAUUUACGCCCACAGUAUCCAAGAUGGCACAAACGCAUGUGCAAACUCAACUUGUCAAUAUAUUUGCGUUUCUGUUAAUCAAAAACCAGUUUGUUUAUGUCCCGAUGGUUUCGACAUGAAAGAUGGAAAAUGCGUUUGUCCAGGUGGUAGCGUACCAAACGCGAAUAUGAGUUGUCCAAAAUACCAAAGUACUUGCAGUUUCAAAUAUUUCGCUUGCAAGUCUGGGCAGUGUAUUCCAAAAAGUUGGCAAUGCGAUAACGAAAAUGAUUGCGCGGAAGGUGAAGAUGAAAAGAAUUGUGAAAGCGCAACUUGUGCCCCUAAUUAUUUCGCUUGCGAUAAUGGUCUCUGUCUUCCGACUUAUUGGAGAUGCGAUUUCGAUAAAGAUUGUCCAGAUGGUGCUGAUGAAAGAAAUUGUCCCGUUCAAAAUUGUACUCAAUCUCAAUUUAAAUGCAACAAUGGAAGAUGUAUUUCAAAUCAUUGGAAAUGCGAUGGUGAAAAUGAUUGCAGAGAUAAUUCCGAUGAACUUAAUUGUUUCGAUUCAGUCCCAACUGUAUGCAAGACAGAUGAAUUUAAAUGUACAACUGGAGGAAUUUCUUGUAUCCCAUUGUCUUGGUAUUGCGAUGGUGAAAAUGACUGUUCGGAUCAUUCAGAUGAGGCACAAUGUAAUAACUUAACUUGUUCUGAGUAUCAAUUUAAAUGCGGCGGACCAAAUGAAAAAUGUAUUGUAAAACAAUGGGUUUGUGAUGGGGAUAAAGAUUGUCCAGAUGGUUCUGAUGAAAAGAAUUGUACUGAAUCAACAUCAACUGUUGAACCAACCCCGGUUUCAACAUAUAAUUGCCACGAAUGGAUGUUUAAAUGUGACAGUCAACUUUGUAUACCUUAUUGGUGGAAAUGUGACAUGGCCAUUGAUUGUGAUGAUGGAAGUGACGAAGCUGGUUGUUAUUAUCCAACAACAACGGCGACAAAUUUAAAUGUAACAGCUUCUGAAAUUCCUUGGAGUUCUUCAACAUGUGCAGCAAAUCAAUUUCAAUGUGUUAGCGGUUAUUGCAUAAGUUCUUCUUGGGUUUGUGACGGUAUGGCUGAUUGCGAGGAUCGAGAAGAUGAGUUACAUUGCCCAAUUGCGCCGAAAUGUUCUUUGGAUCAAUACACUUGUCGUUUUGAUGGUUCUUGCAUUUCAUUAUCUAAAGUUUGUGAUGGAAAUAUCGAUUGUUUAAAUGGGCAAGAUGAGGAAUCUUGUACUUAUAAUCAUAACGUUCCUGAAAUACCUGCUCCGCCGACUUGUUCGAUUGGUUUCUUCCCGUGUGAUGUCAAUAUUUGUCAUCCCAUGGCUCAAAGAUGCGAUGGAUUCCAACAUUGCGCUGAUGGUUUCGAUGAAAAUAAUUGUACAAAUGUUGAUCGUUAUUAUCAAGUCUUACAAAUGGGUAUUGAAGAUAGAGGUAGAACGGAAUCCUCUUUAUUCUUGUAUUGGUGGAUUGCAAUGCCAGAAAAUGAAAAACUAGAAUUCCUUCCAUCAAUAAGUAUGAUUGGAAAUAAUACUUGGCAAAAUGGAACUUGGAUAGAUACGUCAAAUUACACGUUUAAAAAUUUAGAACCUUUUACCCAUUAUAACAUGACUGUUUAUGUUCGUGUUGCGAACACCACAAGAGUUUUUCCACCUGCGAAGUUUUAUCCAUCAAUGACAACGGAAGGUGUACCGAGUAUUCCACUAAACGUUACUGUUAACCAAGUGAAUGCUUCUCACGUUUUGGUUUCUUGGAACCAACCCACUCACGUUCACGGAGUUAUUAAAGCGUACGAAGUUGGAUUUUACCCCCCUUCCCCACCCAUUCACAUUACACAACACAACAAUUCAACUUCAAUGAUGUUAGACCCCGAUUUUGAAACGGGAGUAAAAUAUUCCUUCUACGUUAUCGCCCAUAACGCUAAACAUUCUAGUGGAUUAUCUGAAGUUGUAACAAUCGUUUUUGACAAGGAUGCUGAAGUUGAGGCUGUUGAAAAUUUAAGGGUUACCGCUCAAGAUGAGCAUAAUAUUUCGUUAGCGUGGGAUUAUGAGAAACGGUACGAUGAAUUUUUGGUAGAAAUUACUGUCAGAUCGCCUUAUCCAAAAUUGCAACCAAGAAGAACAAAUACAACGAAAAUUGAUAUUAAGAAUUUAUCACCUAAUGUUUUGUAUCAAUUCGAGGUGAGAUCAGUUCGCAAACAAUUUAAAGGCCCAUACAGUUACAUAGCAACAUAUACAAAUGGAACAAGCCUGCCAGAAGUACCAAAUUUAUCAGUAAUGAUUAAUAAGAACGAAGCCACUUCUGUUAAAGUCAGUUGGGAUCGACCAAAAUACGCAAAGAAAGCCAAUUGGAUGUAUGGUGUUUAUUAUGGAUUAACAGUCGACGAAGUAUUGGAAAAACCGCGAUUUAAUACAUCAUCUUUAGGAGCAACAAUAACUGGAUUAGGAGCUUGCGAAAGUUAUAUUUUUACGGUUGGUUUAAUAGGCCCGUUGGGAGUGGGACCGCUUCAAACAGAUUCUCAUAUAGUAAAAACAUUCUUUAAUGUUCGUGCUCCGCCUGAAAAUCUUCGUGUAACUCAAGGUUCUCGCCGAUACGACAUGAUGACCGUAAAAUGGUCCGCUUCUUGUCCUACCAUCAACCAAGACCUUGGCUACAUCAUUUCUGUAACUGAAUUGGGUCGAAAUGAAAUGAUGCCUUUCAAAUUAAAGAACGUAACCGCAACGGAAAUAAGUCACGAUUUCUAUGUUAACUUCGGUGGGGUUUAUAAAGUUGUGGUUUCAACUGAUGCUGAGGGCGCGAAACCAUCACCGGAAGUUAUUUAUAACGCACCUCCGGUUCCUCCAGCUUUUGAUGUUCAAGUUAUGAUUGAAAAUAACGGAAGUUACGUUGUUUAUUGGCGUGGACAUAACAUUACCGCAUUAAAUUUAGCCAACGUUUCGUAUGAGUAUGAAGUUUUAAUUUCUGAGGGUAAAGAUCUUAAUGAAAAAACAGCUCAACGAUUUACGGUUACAAAUCCACCAUUUAUUUAUAAUAACGUUACUGCGGAAAUGUAUUCGUUUGGUGUUAUGAUGAAAACAGAACGUGGUUAUCGGUCUGCUCUUUCAAAUGUGGCUACUGUUAAAACGCCAGAAGCAUCUCCAUGGAUGGGCGAUAUUAGUAAAACGAGUUUAACAACUGUUUUGGUAAUUGUUUGUUUGCUAUUGGUUGUUUCUGGAGGUGCUUUAGGUUUCCUUUAUGUACGGCAUAAGCGAUUACAAAAUAGUUUUACUCGUUUUGCAAAUUCUCAUUAUGAUUCUCGGUCGGAUGCCGCCACAUUUGAUGACCACGGGUUAGAAGAAGAGGAGAGUCCCCAAAUUCGGGGCUUUUCCGAUGAUGAACCACUCGUUAUCGCUUAAAUAUUUAAAGGAUCAUUUUAGCGAUAGAGAGAGACUGCGAAGCCAAGUGGUUGUUACCAAAGGUUAUUUUGUUUAUUUAACUUCUUUUUUCAGUGAUUAUUAUACAUAAAUAUUAAAUAUAAAUAAACGAAGAUGUCCAUUUUAUUAAUAAUAUAUUGAUGAUAGUCUAUUAAUGAUGAUAAAUUGUCGUAGUAAGUAGUCGCGACUAUUCCAGUUUUAAUUCGUUUUUUUUUUAAUUUAAACUACUAGUCUUUAGAUUAUUACGUUUAAAAAAAGUGGAGAAAAGAUUUUUUUUAGUUUAACAUUAGACAUGCGUUUAAACCGUGUUUUAAAUAGGUUCGAUCCGUUUUUUUAGUUCUUGUUAAGUCAAAUUUCUGUGAUAAACACUUUUUAAUUAAUGAGCAAACAUUUGUGUUUUUCCACUAUUGGAAUUUGACAGAAAUAUUAUGACUGUGUACGUUGAUUCCAAAUGGAAUAAUAAUUGAAUAAACUAAAUAAACGUUUGUAUAAAUAAAAUAAUA